Messenger RNA from Fimicolochytrium jonesii, 2051 nucleotides. Its product is annotated as major facilitator superfamily domain-containing protein. Gene Ontology annotation, molecular function: transmembrane transporter activity. The coding region runs from base 103 to 1896 and encodes 597 amino acids. Lineage: Eukaryota; Fungi; Chytridiomycota; Chytridiomycetes; Spizellomycetales; Powellomycetaceae. Gene Ontology annotation, biological process: transmembrane transport. The transcript has a single exon. The record is from RefSeq and is a predicted model, not a curated record.
ACUUGCUCCAGUUUCCCCCGACGUCCUUUUCAGCCAAACAAAAGACAUAUUCAACAAACGGACUCUACGACGUUCAUCUAUAUCCUACCAUCGACAUCAAACAUGGACUCCAAGAACGGAAGCGACGCUUCCAGCGACACACUCGCCGAGACACCGACCUCGACGCUGCAACGUGAGGCCCCGGCCAAGCCUGAACGGAUCGACAGCAAAGAUGCAUCCUUCAAAGCGCCAAACACCACCAUCGGGGACGCAGCGCCCAUCGUCCCCUCCGUAAAGGACGGCGACGCAUUAGAACAGGACCCUGAAAUCGCAAAUGUAAAGAUCGAGGACGUGCCAGCGCUGCAGUCCGCAGAUCACGUCAAUGUCCCGCUAUCGAGGGCAAAGUUCGUUGCCGUGUUCAUCGCACUGAUCAUGGCCCUUUUCCUAAGCGCCCUCGACCAAACCAUCGUCGCCACCGCUAUCGUCCGCAUCUCCACCGACUUUGACGCUUUCGGCCAAGCCCCCUGGAUCUCCACCGCCUACAUGCUGACCACCACCGCCUUCGCCCCCGCAUACGGCAAAAUGGCUGACAUUUUCGGCCGCAAACCUAUGUUCCUGUUCGCCGUCGCCGUCUUCGAGAUUGGAAGUCUGUGGUGCGGUGUCGCUCAAGGCAUGGCUUUCCUCAUCAUCGGGCGCGCCAUCGCGGGCGUCGGUGCCGCGGGAGUCGUCUCCAUGAUCCUCAUCAUCGUCGCCGACAUUGUCAGCUUCCGCGACCGGGGGAAGUACCAGGGCAUCUUUGGCGCCGUCUUCGGAAUCGCGUCCGUGAUCGGCCCUCUCCUUGGCGGAGUCUUCGCGGACGGCUCCGGCGUCCUCUCCUGGCGCUGGUGCUUCUUCAUCAACCUCCCCAUCGGUGUCGUCACCCUCGUCGUCAUCUUCUUCGUCCUGCACAUCCCCAGCCCCACCGGCGCCUUCCUCGCCAAAUGCAAACGUGUCGACUGGUUCGGCAUCACCUCCCUCGUGACCGGUAUCAUCCUCCUCCUCCUCCCCGUGCAGAUGGGUGGCGAGGAAUGGGAAUGGAGCUCCGCUCCCGUCAUCAUCACCUUCAUCCUCGCCUUCCUCGUCCUCGGCGCGUUCGUAUACUCACAGUUCAAAUUCGCAAAGGAACCCAUCAUCCCCCCCGCGGUGUUCGAGAACCGCAGCGUCCCCGCCAUCGUCCUACUCGCAUUCUGCCUCGGCUCCGCAAUGUUCUCGCUCAUCUUCUACCUGUCCAUCUACUUCCAGGUCGUUGACGGCGACACGGCAACCCAAGCGGGACUCAAAACCAUCCCGCUUAUCCUUUCCCUCUCCCUCAUGUCCCUCGUCGGCGGCCAACUGAUGUCGCGGUUGGGAGUCUACGUACCCUUCUUCUACAUCGGCGGCGUCAUCCUCACCGUCGGAUGCGCGAUGAUAUCCACCCUUAACGCAAACUCCAAUAACGGGCAACGCAUCGGGUACCUUAUCAUCGCGGGCACGGGUGUCGGCGCUAUGAUCCAGGGUCGGAUCAUCGGGAUCCAGGCCUCGGUUCAACCUCAACGGAUCGCCAUCGCCACCGCACUGGUCAACUUUGCGCAAACCCUCGGCGGCGCCCUUGGACUCGGUAUCGUCGCGGCAGUGUACAACAACGUCGUGCAGAGCAAACUGGCCACCUAUGCGCCGGGAGUACCGUACAAGGAAGUGCAGAAAAACGUGCAGCGGAUCGGGGAGGUGUACCCCGCGGAUGUGGCGGCGAAUAUCAAGCAGGCGUUGACGGAGAGCUUGAGUGUGGCGUUUGCGGUUAGCGCCGGGUUUGCGGGCUUGAUUGUGGUAUUUGCGGUGUUUAUCAAGCAGUAUCGGAGGCCGCCGGGGGCUAAGGCUGCCCCGGCUGCUUUUGCUGAGUGAGGCGGGCGAAGCGGGGAUAGCAUCGGGGAUCAACAACUUCGACGCUGCACAAUUGCCGCACUUACUUGCCGGCAACCUGUACAUACCGCGACGGGAGACAUGUCACCACCCACAAGGUGCCUCGACUCGCCCCUCCAUAACUGCGCCCGAUGUGC